UUCAUUUUUUCUUUCGGUGCAUCAAACACGAAACCGCCGCUCUUUUGUGCCUCAUCGGGUCUAUCGUUUUUUAAUUUCUUGGUAAAUUUGUGAAUUUUCAGUGAAUAUUUUGUGCGAUAAAAACCUUAAACUACGCUAAAAGAUGUCCAAGGAGGACGAGCCCGUUGAAACGGUGGAUACGAAUGAAAAUUCGAAUGAGUCCAACUCCGACACUACCUCGUCGCAUACCAAGGAACCGGAUUACGAUGCUACGCUGGAAACGGACCGCGGCAAGCGGUUCGAGUUUUUGCUGAAGCAGACGGAGAUUUUCUCCCACUUCAUGCAAUCGGCCCCAAAAGGAUCGUCGAGCAGCCCACCAGCCAAGGCGAAGGGCAAGCCGAAGAAAGGAGGUGACAAGGGAGAGAAGCAACCCGCCGCGAGCACCAGUGGCGACCCGGGAGACCAUCGCCAUCGAAAGACGGAACAGGAGGAAGAUGAGGAGCUGUUGGCGGAAACGAACAUCAAACCGAAAACGGUGUUCCGCUUCGAAGCGUCCCCGCCGUAUAUCAAGGCUGGCGAGAUGCGAGACUACCAAAUCAGAGGUCUGAACUGGAUGAUUUCCCUGUACGAGAAUGGAAUCAACGGAAUUUUGGCCGAUGAGAUGGGUCUGGGAAAGACGCUGCAGACAAUUUCCCUGCUGGGUUAUUUGAAGAGCUUCCGAAGCAAUCCAGGACCGCACAUAGUAAUCGUGCCCAAAUCGACGCUGCAGAACUGGGUCAACGAGUUUGGACGGUGGUGCCCUUCGUUGCGUGCGGUUUGCUUGAUUGGAGACCAGGAAACCAGGAAUGUAUUCAUCAGGGAUGUGCUGAUGCCUGGGGAAUGGGAUGUCUGCGUAACAUCGUACGAAAUGUGCAUCCGAGAGAAGGCCGUUUUCAAGAAGUUCAACUGGAGAUACAUGGUCAUAGAUGAGGCCCAUCGUAUCAAGAAUGAAAAAUCUAAACUUUCGGAAAUUUUGAGGGAGUUCAAGACAGCUAACCGCCUGUUGCUGACGGGAACGCCGCUGCAGAAUAAUUUGCAUGAGUUGUGGGCUUUGCUGAAUUUCCUGUUGCCGGAUAUUUUCAACAGCGCUGAUGAUUUUGACUCCUGGUUCGACGCAAAUGAAUGCAUUGGUGACAACAAAUUGAUCGAACGUUUGCAUGCGGUGUUGAAGCCUUUCCUGCUUCGUCGAUUGAAAUCGGAAGUAGAGAAGAGGCUGCUGCCGAAAAAGGAGGUCAAAAUCUUUGUUGGGCUGUCCAAGAUGCAACGCGAGUGGUAUACGAAAAUUCUCAUGAAGGAUAUCGACAUUGUGAACGGAGCUGGUAAGAUGGAAAAGAUGCGUCUUCAGAACAUUUUGAUGCAGCUUAGGAAGUGCACCAACCACCCUUACCUGUUCGAUGGUGCUGAGCCUGGUCCACCAUACACCACCGAUUAUCAUUUGUUGGAGAACAGCGGCAAAAUGGUCGUUUUGGAUAAGUUGUUGACCAAACUUCAGGAGCAGGGAUCUCGAGUACUGGUCUUCAGUCAGAUGACACGUAUGUUGGACAUUUUGGAAGAUUACUGCUACUGGCGUGGCUAUCAGUACUGUCGUCUGGAUGGUCAAACCCCCCACGAGGAUCGUACGAAAAUGAUUGACGAUUACAAUGCUGAGAACAGUACGAAGUUUAUUUUCAUGUUGUCCACUCGAGCUGGUGGAUUGGGUAUCAAUUUGGCCACCGCCGACGUAGUCAUUAUCUACGACUCCGAUUGGAACCCUCAGAUGGAUUUGCAGGCUAUGGAUCGUGCUCACAGAAUUGGACAGAAGAAACAGGUCCGUGUGUUCCGUCUUAUCACUGAAAAUACCGUCGAAGAGAAGAUCGUUGAGCGUGCGGAGAUCAAGCUCAAACUGGAUAAAUUGGUUAUUCAACAAGGGCGUUUAGUGGACAACAAAACGAAUCAACUCAACAAAGAUGAAAUGUUGAAUAUCAUUCGGUUCGGCGCCAAUCAUGUGUUCCAGUCCAAGGACUCAGAGAUCACCGACGAGGACAUCGACCGCAUUCUGCAGAAAGGUGAGGAAAAAACCGCCGAGCAAACUGCCAAGCUGGAUAAAAUGGGCGAAUCUUCACUGCGUAGUUUUACCUUGGACACGGAAAACCUCGAAAACCGUUCGGUCUAUCAGUUUGAAGGAGAGGAUUAUCGUGAGAAACAAAAACUGCACGCUCUUGGCUCCUGGAUUGAACCACCGAAACGCGAGCGCAAAGCCAACUAUGCAGUUGAUGCGUACUUCAAAGAGGCUCUCCGGGUGGCCGAACCCAAAGCACCGAAAGCUCCCCGUCCUCCGAAGCAACCAAUCGUACAAGACUUCCAGUUUUUCCCACCGAGGCUGUUCGAGCUGCUCGACCAGGAAAUCUACCACUAUCGUAAAACGGUCAACUAUAAGGUCCCCAAGAACCCGGACCUGGGCAUGGAAGCAACAAAGGUCCAACGGGAGGAACAGCGUAAGAUCGACGAGGCGGACCCGCUCAGCGAUGAGGAGCUGCUCGAGAAAGAAUCGCUGCUAACGCAAGGCUUUACCAAUUGGAACAAACGCGACUUCAAUCAGUUUAUCAAGGCCAACGAGAAGUUCGGUCGGGAUGACAUUGAAAACAUUGCCAAGGAGGUGGAGGGCAAAACACCGGAAGAGGUUAUGGAGUACAGUGCGGUCUUCUGGGAACGUUGCCACGAGCUGCAGGACAUUGAGCGGCUGAUGGCUCAGAUCGAACGAGGGGAGGCGAAGAUUCAACGCCGAGCAUCGAUCAAGAAGGCUCUGGACAGCAAGAUGUGUCGCUACCGUGCCCCAUUCCACCAGUUGCGCAUCGCGUACGGCAACAAUAAGGGUAAGAACUACAUGGAAGAGGAGGACCGCUUCCUGGUGUGCAUGCUGCACAAGUUGGGCUUCGACAAGGAAAACGUCUACGAGGAGCUCCGAACGUCGGUUCGCUCGGCACCCCAGUUCCGUUUCGAUUGGUUCCUCAAGUCGCGUACGGCGCUGGAACUGCAACGUCGCUGCAACACGCUGAUUACGUUGAUCGAGCGCGAAAAUCAGGAACUGGAAGAGAAGGAACGGCAGGAAAAGAAGAAGAAGACUGCACCAGCGGGCGGAACGCCGAAACCGGCCGCCGGGAAGCGCAAGGCGGAAACGGCCACCACUCCCAGCGACAAGAAUAACAAGAAAAAGAAGAAGACCUAAAAAGCUUUUCUGGGGAAGUGAUUCUAAUUUUAGAAAAUAUGACAAGAAAACAUUCGUAGUUUUACACCCAACCUUAGUUUGAUUAGAACCGUGGCUACAAAAUUAAAUCCACUCGUCGUUUCAUUUUUGCCCAUCUGUGACAGUUCUCAGCAUAAGAUUUAUGCUGUUUCAACUCAACAACAGUCAACAGUGAUUAAAUUAUUUUCUCAGUAAGUACAUAAUGUUAUUCCUACUUUACAUCUAACAAAGAUGAAGUAUUCAGAAGAUCUGUUCAAUGCAUCUUUUGUUGUUUGGAAUUACUUUGCGAGUCUUGUGAGGCUAACAAACCGAUUCAAUGUUUGACACAGUUUGAACUCAUUUUGUUACCUUGGUAGUAAUUCUGAAGACAAAUAAUGGAAAUAAUGGCUUGUUCAAUGAACAAUGUUCAUGUUGAAACUGACUGAAUUACUUAACAUCGUCAAUGUGUUCAAACUAUUGUUAAUGAAGUGAAAUUCAUCACACGGAUCUCGCAUCGUGAAUCCAACCUGGUUUUGUGCACUAUUUAGUUGUAUAAAACAUAAAACACUAUCAUUAAAAUAUAAAACAUAAAUGGUGUCUUCAUAUCUUUCUAUUCGAAAAUAUGAUCAUUAACGCAAGAAAUAUAAUUAGCGCUCACUAGUGAUAUAUCGAUAGUAGUAUUACAAUAA
Messenger RNA from Armigeres subalbatus, 3909 nucleotides. RefSeq names its product chromatin-remodeling complex ATPase chain Iswi (gene Iswi). The coding region runs from base 143 to 3223 and encodes 1026 amino acids. Gene Ontology annotation, biological process: regulation of transcription by RNA polymerase II; nucleosome organization. Lineage: Eukaryota; Metazoa; Arthropoda; Insecta; Diptera; Culicidae. The transcript has 4 exons. Gene Ontology annotation, molecular function: nucleosome binding; DNA binding; ATP hydrolysis activity. Gene Ontology annotation, cellular component: nucleus; chromatin. The record is from RefSeq and is a predicted model, not a curated record.